AUGGGCGACGGCGGGUGGACCCGCGGCGGCCAAGGGGCGCAGGCGGCUGUGCGAACGUGCGGCGGCGGGAAGGGGAGGCGGUGGCAAAGUCGGGGGCGGCGGCGGCGAGCAGGCCGCGACGACGAGGGGCGCAGGCGACGGCGGAAGGGCCGCGGCGGCGAAACGAGGGACGGCGGCGGCAGGCAGGCCGCGGCAACGAGGGGCGCAGGGGGAGGGGGAGGGGGGGGGAGAGGAGUAGGGAGAGGAGGAAGGGAGGGUGCAGUUGCGGCUGAAUCUGCAGGCGGCGACGGGGCAGUCACGGCGGCAGGAAGUGUGGGCGGGGAUGGCGCGGUCGCGGUGGAGGAUGGGCAGGCGGCGCCGAAGCAGUCGCGGCGGCGGCGACGAGGCGUCGCGGCGGCAGGAUGCGCAGGCGGCGCCGUAGCAGGCGCGGCGGCGGGAACGCGGCGACGUGACGUCGCGGCGGAGGGACGGGCAGCGGGCAGGCGGCGACGAGGCGUCGCGGCGGCAGGAUGCGCAGGCGGCGCCGAAUCAGGCGCGGCGGCGAGAAGGGGAGGCGGCGACAGGGGGUCGCGGCGGGGGGGAGGAGGGGACAGCGGCGUUGCGCUCGCGGCGGUGGAAUCCGCAGGCGAGGAAGGCGUAAUCUCGGCGGGAGGGGGGGGGAACGGCGGCGACGGCGUAGUGCGUCACCCCUGGCCGGACCUCCUCCUGCCCUUCUCAGUCACGGCCUUCCCCCACCUCCGCAACUUCGUCACCAACUCUGCUGUGCGCGCCUGCGGGGCCAUCUGCCCCGCCUUGAGCCUCCCAUCGUUCCUGGGAGAUUCCCCAGACAUAGUGAUCACGGAGUUCAACAUCAAUAUGGGCGAGACAUGGGAUUCCUCUCUGCUGCUGCCCCCAACGCUCUCGUCCCUCCCCCCACCCAUCCCUCUCCUUCCCAAUCCUCUCCCUUCCAAUCCAACACCAGGCAUAGUAGUAACCGAGUUCAACAUCAAUGUGGGAGAGGCGUGGGACUCCACUCUCCUGCUGCGCCAGCUGGCCUUGUGGCCCUCCCACCCGGCUCUCCUCAACCUCAACCUCUUCGGCUGCGCCUCCACCUUCUCCCACCACAGCGGCCCCGCCAGAGGCUCUGCCUCGUGCGACCCCAUCCCCACGGCCUCCUCCUCUAACUAUGCUGCCGCCGCUGCUGCCGCUGCUGGCGUGCCCACGCUCAGUAUGGCCCGCGCGCUCACUCCGUUCUGGCGCCCCGCGUCCGUUCCUCGGUGUGACGAUAUCGAAGGGAGCUAUGGGAAUGGUUCUGCUGCUGCUGCUGCGGGUGGUGGUGUGGGGAGUGGGAGUAGAGGUGGAGUGCGGUCGGCUUGGGUGCGGCUGGUUGCAGGGGUGUGUGAGAGGGAGUGCACGCUUCCCAAGGACAGGUGCCCCCCGUCAGGAGACAAGCCAUUCUCCCUGCCCUGCACUGCCUGUGUGCACGCGUGCUACGCCAGGGAGGGGUGGGGAGCGGUGGGAUUCGGUGGGGAUGGUGGAGAGGCGGUAGGAGGAGGAGGGGAGGGAGUAGCGGAAGAAAUGCUAGCAAGUCUGGGAGUGAACAGGCUAGUAGGCUGCUCGGGUCAUGAGCUAGGGUCGCUGUACCCUCCUGGCCAAACACCUGCUGCUGCUGCCGCCGCCGCGGCUGCUGCCGCUGCUGCUGCUGGUAACGCUGACGCCGGGGAAUCGGAGGUGGUCGGGCGGCCGCUUUUGGAAGUAUCUGCGGAGACUGUGCUGGGUGCCGACCGGGUGCACAUGGUAGAGUUUGGGCACGAGCUGGCAGCGGCAGUGGUGGUACGGCAUCUGGUGUCCUCUCUGCUGGCUCUCACCCCUCAAGACAUCCAGCAAUUCCUCGAAGAGGAGCAACGGAGAGAGCAGGGUCAACCCGGUCAACAGCAGAAUCAGCAGAGUGGGCAGCAAGAUCAGGCGUGGACUCACAUGAAGCCAGAGCGAGGGCAGUGCUUCACCACCAAUUGGGGGGACUACCGGCAGAGGCACCGCUGCCCCAAGCUCAAAGCUAUCAGCGGGCAGGUCUCCAUGAAAUCCCGCCAGCCCGGGUGGGUGCUGUACCCGCUCUCGCGCGACAAAGAAGCUUUUAUGUCGCAUGUCCCCAACGCUACAGUAACUUUUGCAAUUAAUGUGAAUCUACGAGCCGGAGGAAGGCUGGCGUUCCUGUUCUUGAAGGCUCAGGACCUCGGGCCUGGGCUUGUGCGUGUAGCGUGGGGGGGUGAGGGUGGGAAAGGUGGGGGGGAAGGUGGGGCGAUUGGACCGAUAUUGUUGAACUCAGAGGCGUGGAGGUCACCUACAAGGGUUGUGGGAGGGCAGGUGUUGCCGGGGAUAGUGCCGAGAGGGAGGGUGGAGAUUUCAGUGACUGUGGUUCCCGGUGGUGGGAAUGGAGCUCCCGAGGGGUUUGGUGUGAUUGGCGUGUUUGUGUUGUCAGGGCUGCUUCCAGAAUCCAUGUUUUCGUGA
Molecule: messenger RNA, 2487 nt
Organism: Closterium sp. Naga37s-1
Lineage: Eukaryota; Viridiplantae; Streptophyta; Zygnematophyceae; Desmidiales; Closteriaceae
Source: the annotation of a GenBank genome assembly